AUGCGAAGGACAGAAGUUCCAGUCAAAGGAGGAUUCAGAGAAGCCUCGCUAUCACAUGUUGAUCUGCCAGAUGAUGAGCUUGCAACUAUUCAACGGGUUGUCUCUUUUCUAUACCACCAAGACUACGAAGACACAGAUGGCUCGUACUUUCAAAAUCGGAAGUGCGCUUCUGGUAAUGGUAUGGAACCUCAUGCAGCUAUGUGGAACAACCUCGGAGUGUUCAUGGCGGCCGACAAGUUUGACAUUUCGCGACUGAAAAUCCUUGCGAGAUCUCGAAUUAUGAAUUGGAUCUCCGAAAACGCAAGGGGAUUUCCAUUGAUUGUGCAACAAAUCUGGAUCACCAUUCCGCCUCUUGAGAGCGAGAUUCGAGACGCCAUAAUUAAGUCAAUCUCAUGCGAUGCGCAGGAGUUCCUCGCCUACGAUGAAAGUAUGGUGAUUAUGACAGAUAUACCAGAUAUAACCAUUGCUGUACUUAAGAAAAUUGCGGAGGAAAAUUCUUCACUCAAACUCAAACUUCAACGGCAGAGGAAAACGGCCUCGAUGUGGUGA
Penicillium roqueforti is the source of this 549-nucleotide messenger RNA. RefSeq lists its product as uncharacterized. The transcript has 3 exons. The coding region runs from base 1 to 549 and encodes 182 amino acids. Lineage: Eukaryota; Fungi; Ascomycota; Eurotiomycetes; Eurotiales; Aspergillaceae. The record is from RefSeq and is a predicted model, not a curated record.